Molecule: messenger RNA, 446 nt
Organism: Funneliformis mosseae
Lineage: Eukaryota; Fungi; Glomeromycota; Glomeromycetes; Glomerales; Glomeraceae
Source: the annotation of a GenBank genome assembly
AUGGUCAAUGCAAUUCCGCAUCAACUUCCUCAAAAGAGAGCUCCUAUCUUUAGGGUAUGCCACUCUGAUACCGGGUCACCAUCACCAGCCACAAUCUCCGUAGUAAUUGAUCCUGAUCCUGUCAUUCCCGGAAAACCCAAUACUUUUACUGUUACCGGAACUGUAGAAUCAGAUAUAACAGAUCAAACUCAACUUAUUGCUUUUUAUACUGAUACUACAACUAAGGCAGACAUAGGCGAAGUCUAUUAUAUACCAAUUUGUACUGGAAAUGCUUGUCCAAUUAAAGCUAAAACUCAAUUUACUGUAAAGGCAACUCUUGAUACACCAGAAACAUUACCCAAUCCAUAUUCCAUCGUAGUUGGUAUUGUAGACCAACCUGGCACGAUCCUAGCCUGUACAGCUGCCAAUAUCGGUAAUCCUAAACGGGCACCAGAUGUAGCUGGAAA